Messenger RNA from Callithrix jacchus (white-tufted-ear marmoset), 2596 nucleotides. RefSeq names its product tRNA methyltransferase 1L (gene TRMT1L). Gene Ontology annotation, cellular component: nucleus. The record is from RefSeq and is a predicted model, not a curated record. Lineage: Eukaryota; Metazoa; Chordata; Mammalia; Primates; Cebidae. Gene Ontology annotation, molecular function: RNA binding; tRNA (guanine) methyltransferase activity. Gene Ontology annotation, biological process: tRNA N2-guanine methylation.
GUCCCCAGUACGCUUCUGCGCAGUUUGUGGUGGCGUCGUAACGCCUCGGGGAAAGGGGAGCGGACGGUUAUCUGGAAUCGCUGCCUCUGGCUUUCUAUUUUCUACUAACAGGAAUUGGUCACUGGUUCUUCAUCUUUUGUCUGUUGCACGCAUCCCGCCCUCCCCACUUGCUUCCCCACUCCCUUGGAUCCAGCCCUGUGGGCAUUCACGUCAGUUCUCUGACCCCGCCGUGAGCCCCCCCCGCCGGGUCCCCGGGCGGGCCUGGCACAGAGGCGGUAAAUAUGGAGAAUAUGGCGGAGGAGGAGCUGCUGCCCCUGGAGAAGGAGGAGGUGGAGGUGGCCCACGUCCAGGUCCCGACCCCGGCCCCGGACUCGGCUGGGACCCCAGCUCCGGCCCCGGAUUCGGCUCUGGACUCGGCUCCAGCCCCAGCCCCUGCCCUGGCCCAGGCUCCGGCCCUGUCCCCGUUCCUAGCCUCUGCCCCUGAGGAGGCUAAAAGCAAGAGACACAUCUCAAUUCAAAGGCAGCUUGCUGAUCUAGAGAAGUUAGCUUUUGUAACUGAAGGAGAUUUCGACUCUGCCAGUUCAUCGAACUCAGAUAAUCUUGACGCAGGCAACAGACAGGCUUGUCCAUUGUGCCCUAAGGAAAAAUUCAGAGCUUGUAAUAGCCAUAAGCUUCGUCGUCACCUCCAGAAUUUACACUGGAAAGUCUCAGUUGAAUUUGAAGGUUACAGGAUGUGCAUCUGUCACUUACCUUGUCGACCAGUGAAACCCAACAUUAUUGGAGAACAGAUAUCCAGUAAAAUGGGAGCCCAUUAUCAUUGUAUCAUUUGUUCAGCAACAAUCACCAGAAGGACUGAUAUGCUAGGACAUGUUAGGCGCCAUAUGAAUAAAGGAGAAACUAAAUCCAGUUAUAUUGCAGCUUCCACUGUUAAACCACCUAAUGAAAUUUUGAAAGAGGCAGACACGGAUGUACAAGUUUGUCCCAACUAUUCUAUACCUCAGAAAACAGAUUCCUAUUUUAAUCCCAAAAUGAAACUAAAUCGGCAGUUAAUAUUCUGUACAUUGGCUGCUUUGACUGAGGAACGAAAACCUUUGGAAUGUCUAGAUGCUUUUGGAGCCACUGGGAUUAUGGGAUUACAGUGGGCAAAACAUCUUGGAAAUGCAGUCAAAGUUACAAUCAAUGACUUGAAUGAAAACUCUGUGACAUUGAUUCAGGAAAACUGCCAUUUAAACAAAUUGAAAGUGGUGGUGGACAGUAAGGAAAAUGAAAAGUGUGAUGAUUUUCUUGAAGAAGGAGAGAAAAAUCUUGGUAAUAUUAAGGUGACCAAAAUGGAUGCCAAUGUGCUGAUGCAUUUGAGAUCUUUUGAUUUCAUACAUCUAGACCCUUUUGGAACAUCUGUGAAUUACCUAGAUUCUGCAUUCAGAAAUAUAAGAAACCUUGGCAUAGUGUCAGUGACUUCUACAGAUAUCAGUUCUUUAUAUGCCAAGGCACAGCAUGUUGCCCGGCGUCACUACGGAUGUAACAUUGUCCGAACUGAAUAUUACAAGGAACUAGCAGCCAGAAUUGUUGUAGCUGCGGUGGCAAGAGCCGCAGCCCGAUGCAACAAAGGCAUAGAAGUACUGUUUGCAGUGUCUCUGGAACAUUUUGUGUUGGUAGUUGUGAGAGUUUUGAGGGGACCUACUUCAGCAGAUGAAACAGCCAAGAAGAUUCAAUACCUGAUCCAUUGUCAAUGGUGUGAAGAGAGAAUUUUUCAGAAGGAUGGUAAUAUGGUAGAAGAAAACCCUUAUAGACAGCUGCCUUGUAACUGUCAUGGAAGCAUGCCUGGAAAGACAGCAAUAGAACUUGGACCUCUGUGGUCAAGUUCCCUUUUCAAUACUGGAUUCCUCAAAAGAAUGCUAUUUGAAUCUCUUGACCAUGGUUUGGAUGACAUUCAGACCCUAAUAAAAACAUUAAUCUUUGAAUCAGAGUGUACGCCUCAAAGUCAGUUUCCAAUUCAUGCACGUUCAAAUCUCAACAAGCAAGAAGAAAAUGGUGUGUUUAUUAAAACUACAGAUGAUACCACAACAGAUAAUUACACUGCACAAGGAAAGAGAAAAAGUAAUGAAAUGAUCACCAAUUCAGGCAAGAAGCAAAAGAGUGAUGUCAGUGCCGAGCAUCCGCCCUUUUAUUACAACAUUCACAGACACAGCAUUAAAGGAAUGAAUAUGCCAAAGUUAAAAAAGUUUUUGUGUUAUCUAUCUCAAGCAGGCUUUCGAGUAAGCCGAACUCACUUUGACCCGAUGGGUGUACGCACAGAUGCACCUCUGAUGCAGUUUAAAUCUAUCCUUUUAAAGUACAGCACCCCCACCUAUACUGGAGGACAGUUGGAGGGCCAUGUCCAGUCAGCAUCCGAAGAUACAGUAACUGAAAGAGUUGAAAUGUCAGUGAAUGACAAAGCAGAAGCAAGUGGCUGCAGAAGAUGGUAAACAUAGAGAAGAGUUGGUUCUCAGGUGUCCGCAUAGAUGGCCUAACAGUUCUCUAUACCAACUGUAAUUCUUUUUCUAUUCUUUGAAUUCAGUGGAGUAAAAAUAAAAGUGAUGUCAUUUUCAUUCAGAAA